Penicillium nucicola is the source of this 1662-nucleotide messenger RNA. RefSeq names its product fungal specific transcription factor domain-containing protein. Gene Ontology annotation, biological process: DNA-templated transcription. Lineage: Eukaryota; Fungi; Ascomycota; Eurotiomycetes; Eurotiales; Aspergillaceae. The coding region runs from base 1 to 1662 and encodes 553 amino acids. The record is from RefSeq and is a predicted model, not a curated record. The transcript has 4 exons. Gene Ontology annotation, molecular function: DNA binding; zinc ion binding.
AUGGGACUGCGGCCAGCAGGCCCAGCCACAAAGCCAUCUCAGUCCAGUUCUGGUUGCACUCGCACCCAAGGAACUCCAACGAAUGAGCCCGAGGGAGCGUUGAAAGAAACGAGCAGUUCUCCACUCACGGUGGACGCUGGGGGUCAGUUGCGGUACUUUGGCUACUCUUCAUACAUGAGAAUGAUGUCUGUUAUUCCUCGGGCCAAGUCAUCUCCGACACAACCAGCCAAAAGUUCGUCAGGCGACAGAUCUAGCAAUAUAGUGGAAGCAGAAGGUCUGGCCGAUAAUCCGCAGAAUCAAAGACACCUAAUCGAUUUGUUUUUUGAAUACCAGAAUGGUGCUAUACCAAUUCUGGACGAAGAGGCCUUCCGACUUGGGUCCUUGAAUUUCGAUGGCAAGCAGCCCUACCGAGAGACUCUAGCAAUCAUUUACACCCGCCGAGCGAAAGCUGAGCUACUAUUUGAAUUGGAGAAUCCCAAUAUUGCGACGAUUCCGGGAUUGUGUUUAUUUGGCUACUAUCUGGCGGGGUUAGGAAGUGACAGAGCAUGCUGGCUGUACCCAGGCAUAGCGUAUCGCCUGGUGUUUGACUUCGGUUUACACGAAGACUGCAACAAUUUGGUAGCCGCUGGGCUUCUCACUGGAAUUGAUCAAAGAGUCCGACAAAUUACACUCUAUGGAUGUUACGUUCUUGACAAAUUAUAUAGCUCGUAUCAAGGCCGACCGACCGCCAUUCAUUUGGAUGAUCUACAUGUGCCGCAGUUCUCUGCGCAUACCAUGGGCACAAGUUAUCAACUUAUGGCUGCAUGGGUCGAAUUAGCAUCUAUACUUAACGAUGUUCUCUCCAUGAUCAACGGUUCCUUGGCGAGAAUAUACCAAGACACCUCCGUGAGCAAGUUAUCCAAAGCGAGCCAAAAACUGCUCGUUUGGUUCAACAAACUUCCUCCAAAGCUGCAGUGGAAUGCAGAUCAUCCAAUAUCACCAGGAGUCUGUGCUCUCCAUGUCCAAUUUCUAUCCACCACAAUCCUGCUCAACCGCCCAUUCGCAGCCUACAUAUUCAACCGGGACACCAAAUCGGCCUCUAGGCGUUGCUUGGAAGGGCAGACGCCAAAAUCUUCACAGCAACUCUGUACUACGAAUGCAAUCCGGAUAUCAAAGUUACUCUUGGCCUAUAAGCAAUAUCACGGCGCUUCAAAGAUAUUCUCUACCAUCAAUCCAGCCUGUCUCUCCGCUAGCGUGGCUUUGAUUUCAGAUAUUACGAGUGCAGGACCUGGUGAGGCGAAGAUAGAAGAAAGGAAAUGGCUCGGCGCCAUUUUGGAGACCUUGCAGGAUAUUAUAAAGUGGUAUCCGAUUGCGGAACGAAGCCUGGACACGUUAGCCGCGGUUAUGAAUACUUGUGGGCUGUCAAGCAUCCUCAAACAACUUGCCAAAAACUCCGGGGAUGCUCAAGUAGAGCCCCUGUCGGACAAUGGUAUAACAGAGGUAGCAGGGACCAACUGGAAUUUCGAUGCGGAUUUGUCCUUUGGCCUCGGAUCUCUGUUCGAUCCGUUAUACGACGUCCAUAACCUUGGUCUCCCGGGUAUCUAUGCGCAACCUUUGCAGAUGAUGGAUUUCGGAGGCUGGGAUCUUCAAGAUUCAAUAAAUAAUGCACAGUUCAAUUCUUGA